CAUUUGAACAGCGGUGUCAGGACAGUGGUGGCAGCAAGAGCUGCAGGACUGGCAGAGGGCAAGGCAUCAUGGCCCUUGCUCUGCGCUUCUUCCUCCUGCUCCUCCUGGCAGCGGCCCUGCCUGACAGGGCUGCCCAGGCUGCUCCACAGCGAGCAUGGCGAGCAGGUCCUCCUACAUGGACGAACCAAAACAUAGAAGACGAGAAAUCCCUGGAGGCAUCCCGACUUCUGGACAAGAUGUUGAGUGAUCUGGAGACACGCCGUGAGAUGAAGAAAAUGGCUUUGCUGAAGGCAGUGUUUCCCGAAGGAAACAGUGGCACGUGGGCAGCCUCUGCAGAAGGAAGGGAGGCCAUGCCAGGCACAGUCCCAGGAGAUGAGGGUGCUGAGACAGCUUCUCCAGCAGCUGGGAUGGAAGAUGGUUUGGAACCAUUAGGAGGUUCUGCAGGUGUGUCUGCAGGGAGGACUUUCCCAGCUCCUUUGCUGAUUGGUGUGCAGAAGCCCCACUUCCAUCGCAGGGGUCCUCCUAGAGGGAGGAACAAACCUACAGAAGAUAUCAAGUCCCUGGAGACAUCGAAACACAUGGAUGUGAUGCUGAGUGAUCUGGACAGACGCCGUGAUGUUAUGACAGAAACAGGAGUCAAUGUUAAGGAUCCAGUGCGCCUCUCAAGAAUUGUCGGCCCGCGGGACGUGCGCAAAUCCUGCGUCAUAGACACAGUGUUGACUGUCCUCACUGUGCAACUUGUGCUGAUAUGCGGCUUUUUUGGGAUCCGGAAAGUGUACAAGAUCAGACGGAAUUCUUCUGUAGCUCCAGCAUCCUGGUAG
Molecule: messenger RNA, 821 nt
Organism: Poecile atricapillus (Black-capped chickadee)
Lineage: Eukaryota; Metazoa; Chordata; Aves; Passeriformes; Paridae
Exons: 9
Coding region: 69-821 (250 amino acids)
Source: RefSeq, a predicted model, not a curated record